This is a messenger RNA of Mytilus californianus (California mussel), 1224 nucleotides long. Its product is annotated as cell death regulator Aven-like. The record is from RefSeq and is a predicted model, not a curated record. Lineage: Eukaryota; Metazoa; Mollusca; Bivalvia; Mytilida; Mytilidae. Gene Ontology annotation, biological process: negative regulation of G2/M transition of mitotic cell cycle. The coding region runs from base 126 to 1079 and encodes 317 amino acids. The transcript is spliced from 7 exons.
UUGGUAAAUUUUAUUCACAUUAUACAUGAAAACAAUAAAUUAUAGGAACUAACUUAAAAAUUGGAUAGUACAACAGAUUGCACUGAUCUGAGAGUUAUUUCACGAUUUUCUUGUAAACCCUAAAAAUGAGACCUGACCAACACAAACAGAAAAAAAAUACCCAGUAUAAAAAGAAACAUGGGAUGACAGAGAAAAAUAAAGAUGUUAAAGAUAAAAGAGACGGGAAAGCAGAAGGUUCAAAACAGCCAUAUAGGCCUGAUGCUUCAAAGGGGGAGCAAACAAAGACAGCAGACAGACAUAAAACUAAAGCAAACUUAUCUGAUAGUAGUGAGAGCAGUGAUGAAAAUGAUGGGACUGGUACCACAAAAACCAGUUUUCAAAGACGUAAAUUGGUCAGUAACUGGGACAGAUAUGAACUGCCUCCAGAAGAAGAAUCUUCAAUAUUAUCAAAGGGAGAUAAUUUCUCAAAAUUACUACAAUCUGCUGGUAGUUCUACAUCACAGUUCAGAUUUAAAGAAGAAGAGGAAGACUGGGUUCCUUCUGAACAAUCAGAUAUUCUUUCUCUAGAUUUACAAGAUCUGUCAUCAAGUUUGGGUUGUGUCCCUUUGUACAAAGUUCUCAGAUUGAACAAAGAUCUUUUUACUGCUGAGCAGAUAGAAGAAUUUGACAGAAGAUCGACAGAAAACCAGAGAAAAUAUACAGAAAAACUUGGAAAUAAAUCUUCAAAUUUAGUUUCAUCUUCCGAAGAUAUAAAGACAAUUGAAAACAGUAUUGUAAAAAAGACAGGAAGAAGGUCAAACGAAUCAUUAACAUUAGAAUCUAAUGCUUUAGAUGAAUUAUUAGAUUCUGUGGUAUUGGAUCCUUCAUCAGACGUAAACAAACAAUCAUUGUCAAAGAAACAAAAGAGUGAAACAGUUUCGACUCUGGAGAAUGAUUUAGAUGAUUUGCUUUCUUCAGGGAUCCAAGAGAAACAGAAACCAGUAGUAAAACAAGAAACCUUAGAGUCUAACAAGAAAUCCUCAUCAGGUACACAAGAAAACGAUUUAGAAGAUUGGUUGGAUAGUGUACUAGAUAGCUAACUAAUCAGAUUUUAGGUUGAAAGGUGUUGAUGGAAUGAAUCUCUGAUAUUCCUAUGAUUCCUUGGUGCUUCGUUAUGCUAAGAACAAAGUGCUGGACUUAGAUUUAUCAUUAUUAACAGUGCAAUUAAACUUUAUUUAAACUUCA